This is a messenger RNA of Myripristis murdjan (pinecone soldierfish), 1441 nucleotides long. It is a transcript of the gene tatdn3l, whose product is annotated as putative deoxyribonuclease TATDN3. The transcript is spliced from 10 exons. Gene Ontology annotation, molecular function: hydrolase activity, acting on ester bonds. The coding region runs from base 80 to 892 and encodes 270 amino acids. NCBI's taxonomy places the organism in Eukaryota, Metazoa, Chordata, Actinopteri, Holocentriformes, Holocentridae. The record is from RefSeq and is a predicted model, not a curated record.
GUCUAGUGCUCCUCCACCACGCAUGCGCAGUGUGGCCGUUUCCCCGACCGGCUGAUGUUUUGAACAACACUUUGUCCACAUGCUCGGCUACAUAGACUGUCACUGUCACAUCUCUGCGAGGGAUUUUGACAAGGAUAUCGAUGAGGUGAUAGAGAAUUCAAAAAAGGCCGGGCUGCUGGCGCUGCUCGCCGUGGCGGAACACGCCGGAGAGUUUGACCCGAUCCUGCAGCUGCAGCACAGGUUUCCAGGUUUUAUCUUCCCGUGUUUCGGAGUCCACCCGGUUCAAGAAGUGAGCCCGGAGCAGCAGAGGAGUGCCUCUCUCCAGGAUCUGGAUGCCGCUUUGCCCCUGAUAGAGAAAUACAAAGACCACCUCAUGGCUAUCGGGGAGGUGGGCUUGGAUUUCACACCCAGAUAUAUCAGCAGCGAGGCUGAUAAAGAGAGCCAGAGGCAGGUGCUCAUCCGUCAGGCGGAGCUGGCCAAGCGUCUGGACCUGCCGCUAAAUGUUCAUUCGAGGUCAGCGGGACGACCCACCAUCCACCUGCUGAAGGAGCAAGGUGUCGAAAAAGUCCUGCUUCAUGCCUUCGAUGGGAAGCCCUCUGUUGCCAUGGAGGGAGUGAAGGCCGGCUACUUCUUCUCCAUCCCGCCAUCGAUAGUGAGGAGCGAACAGAAGCAGAAACUUGUGAAACAGCUGCCGCUAGAGAACAUCUGUCUGGAAACAGAUUCGCCUGCUCUCGGGCCAGAAAAACAGGUCAGAAAUGAGCCCAAAAACAUCUCCAUCUCGGCCGAGUACAUCAGUCAGGUCAAAGGGCUGCCGUUGGAGAAGGUGAUGGAGGUGACGACGCAGAACGCCCUGCGACUCUUCCCCAAGCUGAAGGCAGCCAUCAGGCCCUGAGGACAUCAGGACAUCAGUCUCCGUCUGUCCUUGUCUCCUGGACUGUAUGGCAGAAACUUUGUGUGGCCGUGCUGUUUCUGUUUAUUGAGCCGAGCGAGUCGGUCUGGUGGACCCAGGAUGCACUCCUGCAGCUGAAAUGUCCGUCACUACACUGCAGAUCUGCAGACGUGGUGCACCUCAGUGUGAAAGCCACAGAAUAAAACACAAACAGCAUCUGUGUGGACAAUAUGCACAAUAUCUAAAAUAAAUCAAGAGGAUGAAAUCAUUUUUAAAGUCCUGUCAGCAAUUUGUUGUAUUUUUUGCCACAUUGUGUGUGAAACAUCAUCUCACAAUCUUUUAAUCACACGGAGUGACUUCCAGUUUAUUUUUAAUGCAACACCAGUCGGUCAUGUAACUCAUCUGAAGCUCUUGUUGUAAAGUGACUAAUCAUGGUUUCAUUUUCAUUGUUUUUCUCUUUAUAUGACCCACUAAUCUCCUAAUCUAAGCACAGUGAUAGCAGAGGUCCUUUCCCUAUAAAGGUGUCAGCUGUAAAUAAACCACAGAAACAAA